GGGCAGGCGCUCUGGAUGCGGGACACACCCGCCCAUGGCUCCAGGGCGGGGUUGGGGAGUGCCCGCAGCGGCUGGGGCCGUAACCACUCCUCUCUUGGGCUACUCCCAGCCUGGACUCCCCCCUCAGUCCUGCGCGCCCCCGAGCGCCACGCCGCAGUUCGCGUCCACCCAAGCCGGGUCAGCCCGCAUCUCCCGGUAGCUGGCGGGAGCGAGCAGGGCGGGGGAUUGCAGCCGGCCAGAGGGCUGCAAUCCGCUCUCCGCGGCGUCCCGGGCUGCUGUGACCCGGCUGCGGAGAGAGCAGUGGGCAGCAUGGCGGGGCGGCGGGCCAGGUGGCUCUCAGGGCCCGGGCUGCUGGCUCUGUCCACGCUGGGCGUCUGCAUGAUGCUGCCAGUCAGUGCCAAGAGGCCCCCCAAGACGCCCCCCUGCCCGCCCAGCUGCUCCUGCACCCGGGACACCGCCUUCUGCGUGGAUUCCAAGGCAGUGCCCAAGAACCUGCCCUCGGAGGUCAUCUCACUGACACUAGUGAAUGCUGCCUUCUCGGAGAUCCAUGAUGGAGCCUUCGCACACCUGCCACUGCUGCAGUUCUUGUUGCUCAAUUCCAACAAGUUCACGCUGAUUGGAGACAGUGCCUUCACAGGACUGUCACACCUGCAGUACCUUUUCAUUGAGAACAAUGACAUCUGGGCUUUAUCUAAGUUUACCUUCAGAGGCCUGAAGUCCUUGACUCAUCUUUCCCUGGCCAACAAUAACCUGCAGAUGCUGCCUAGAGACAUCUUCCGGCCCCUGGACAUCCUGAGUGACCUGGACUUAAGGGGCAACUCCCUUAACUGUGAUUGCAAGGUGAAGUGGCUGGUGGAGUGGCUGGCACACACCAACACCACAGUGGCCCCCAUCUACUGCGCCAGCCCGCCCCGCUUCCAGGAGCACAAGGUGCAGGACCUGCCACUGCGGGAAUUCGACUGCAUUACCACAGAUUUUGUGCUGUACCAGACCCUGCCUUUCCCCGCAGUGUCAGCUGAGCCCUUCCUCUAUUCCAGUGACCUCUACUUGGCUCUGGCCCAGCCAGGUGCCAGUGCCUGCACCAUCCUUAAAUGGGACUAUGUUGAGCGGCAGCUUCGAGACUUCGAUAGAAUCCCAGCCCCUUCUGCAGUGCACUGCAAGCCCAUGGUGGUGGACAACCAGCUGUAUGUCAUCGCGGCCCAGCUGUUUGGAGGCUCAUACAUCUACCACUGGGACCCCAAUACCACCCGCUUCACCAAGCUGCAGGAUAUCGACCCACAGCGCGUGCGCAAGCCCAACGACCUAGAGGCCUUUCGCAUCGAUGGUGACUGGUACUUCGCUGUGGCGGACAGCUCCAAGGCAGGGGCUACCAGCCUCUACCGCUGGCACCAGAACGGCUUCUACUCCCACCAGGCUCUGCACGCUUGGCACCGCGACACCGACCUGGAGUUCGUGGACGGGGAGGGCAAGCCAAGACUGAUCGUGUCUAGCAGUUCCCAGGCACCUGUCAUCUACCAGUGGAGCCGCUCACAGAAGCAGUUUGUGGCCCAGGGAGAGGUGACACAGGUGCCGGAUGCUCAAGCUGUGAAGCACUUCCGCGCCGGUCGGGACAGCUACCUGUGCCUCAGCCGCUACAUCGGGGACUCCAAAAUCCUGCGCUGGGAGGGUGCCCGCUUCUCCGAGGUGCAGGCGCUGCCAUCCCGGGGCUCGCUGGCCCUGCAGCCCUUCCUGGUGGGCGGCCGCCGCUACCUGGCACUGGGCAGCGACUUCUCCUUCACCCAGAUCUACCAGUGGGAUGAUGGGCGACAGAAGUUCGUGCGCUUCCAGGAGCUGGCUGUACAGGCCCCUCGGGCCUUCUGCUACAUGCCUGCUGGGGAUGCCCAGCUGCUCCUGGCCCCCAGCUUCAAGGGGCAGACACUGGUGUACCGGCACGUGGUGGUGGAUCUCAGUGCCUAGGGGGUGCCCAGGCUUGGUGGGGGUGGGAUGGGGGAGGGCCCUUGGGCAGCUGAAGGCUGGGUAGAAGUCUCUGUAUGUGAAGACAUGCGCCACCAGCCAGCAUAUGAGCCCUGGUCCACCACUGCCACAUGCUGUGGAGUAGCUCAAGCCAUCACUCCUCAUAGUUAAAAUCAGCAUGGAGGUUUGUUUGUGCACCAGCACCCCCACACACACCUGUGGACACCUGUCAGCCCCAGGCCCCCAUCCAUGGCACACUCGUUCUGCUCCUUCUGCAAACUCUGGUCCCAGGGGUGGGUGCUGGCCUGAGGGAAGCUGAGCCACCCGCCUGUCCCUUGGCUUCUUUCCUGUUGGUACUCCAGGUGUUUGUUUACCAGCACAUCUCACACCACCAUGCUCUUCUCCUGCUGCACGCGCACACUGGUGUGGACAGAGCCCGCUCUCACACUUACCUGUCUGUCCACACAUCCACCACUUAGUUUAUACACAAAGAUCCAACUGCCUGGAGGGACUCCCUGCCAUCAUUCUGUCCCUCUCCUCUGAGCACCAGGCCCCACCCCAUGCUUCUCCAGCUGGCCCCUGGGUUCCCACCCUCAGCUGAUGAGAAUGGAGGUGGUCAUGUCAGCCUUAGUCAUCUGGGGGCAAAACCUCUCCGCCAAGCAAUAACCAAAACCGCAAGGGGGGCUCGGUUUUCCCUGUAUGACUGUCUUCUCACUGGACUUCCCUCCUCUGCCCCCAACGCAGAUCCAUGUGGCCAGGACCCUGCCUAAGCCAGCACUCCUCUGCUCUCCUUUCCUACUUCGGGUGCUGGGACCACCUGUUUAUGGUACAUGGGACCAUGUGCACUGGCUCCUUCGUGGCGGAUCCCAGAGCUGACCCAGCCAGGGACACUACAAACAAAUGAACCAUGUGCCUGGGUGUAGGAGGGCAGCUGGGCUGCAGAACUCUUGGGGAGCCUGGCAUCCCCCCCCCCAAGUCACAGAGGCACAUCCCUGGGGACUGCUUUUCCAUUCAAGCUGAGCAUCUGGCAGUGGGCUAGGGUCCUUGCAGAGGUAGCUGGCAGCUAAGCUUCUGCUGCCCUCUACUGUAUGCUGGGGACUCACAGCUCCAUGAUGCAAGGCCAGCAAGAAGGCCAAAGUGAAGGCUUCCUUGUGGCAGGACCCUGGGGGUGCACUGGGGGCAGUGUUAUGAUUCAUUUGCUUCAAAUAAAAAAGUCCCCACUCUA
This is a messenger RNA of Erinaceus europaeus (western European hedgehog), 3178 nucleotides long. It is a transcript of the gene LGI3, whose product is annotated as leucine rich repeat LGI family member 3. Gene Ontology annotation, molecular function: protein binding. The record is from RefSeq and is a predicted model, not a curated record. The transcript is spliced from 8 exons. Gene Ontology annotation, biological process: regulation of exocytosis. Gene Ontology annotation, cellular component: synaptic vesicle. NCBI's taxonomy places the organism in Eukaryota, Metazoa, Chordata, Mammalia, Eulipotyphla, Erinaceidae. The coding region runs from base 16 to 1956 and encodes 646 amino acids.